UUGUCUAGCAAGCAAAAUGAAGGAAAUCUGCUGAGCUUUGUGAGGUUUUCUUCCCUUUAUAAGAAUAGGUGAGAGAGCUCUAAAAGGGUGGGUAGACGUACAUCUGGGAAUCAAUGUGUGAUGCUGGUAAACCAAGUGUCAGGCCAUAGAGAUUAACUAAGAACUGACAAAUUCAUAGCUGGAACCAAACCAGCUCACUGUGUGUUAGUUUCAUUCAAAAUAGAUAUUAGUCUUAUAAGAGUGUAUUUAGCAUUUAGUCUCUAUGAAAUGCUUGUAAGUUGCUGCAUGCAUUACUCUCACUUGUAAUGCUGUAUUCCACGCUAUAAGGAAAUAUGUAAGUUUUGCUUUAUAACUUGGAAAAUGUUUGCCUAUCAAGAUUAAACGAGCCAUUAAUGAACAUUGUAACACAAAGGAUUGGUGAAUGUCCCUAUCACACCUUGGAAACGCUACAUGUAAGACAGUUCAUCUCACAGACCUGAAGACUAAAUGUAAAAGAUAAAACGGGGAGUCACGAGAAUUUUUCAUCUCUGCUGUUUGAACUCUCACAGGGCCAGAGACUCUAAACUGAGGCAGGAGUUCCAGCAGGUUUAUCCCUCUGUUUGCCCUGAAAGAGACAUCUUGAAUUGACAGAUCAUUACCACUCUGUCUCCCUUGGGAUUUAGAUUGCAACUCAUUUGUGAGUGUAUAUGUUGGCUUCCUUUAACCUAUAAAUAACUCUUAUUUCUUUUUCCUAGUUAAUAAACCUUUAGUUAGUUUAUUACAGAAUUGGCUACAUGCCUUGUCUUUGUGUAAGAUCUAGGAUACCAAUUGAUUUGGGGUAAGUGACUGAUCUUUUGGGACUGGAAGCAACCUGAAUAUUCUUUGAUUUUUGGUGUAAGUGACCAUUUACCAACUUGCCUGAGUGGUAAGAUAGACUGCAGAGCCUAAUGGGACUAUGUUACACUCCACGGUAAGGCUGUUAUAGCGAUCCAGGAGUUCACAUUUGUUACUGGGUUGGUGAAGUCUAAGUAUAGAACACACCACCAGUUUGAGAUGUCUGUCCAGUUUUUUACAGUCUGUUCUGAAGUUGACGCUCGCAGUCAUGAGUCACUCCAGACAGUGUGACAAUUGGUGUAGUCUUGGCAGGAUUCACAUUCCACCGGUCAAUUGGGUUUAAAGCUCAUAACCCCACUGCUAUUAAAAGUUUUAAUUUUAUAUUGAGUAUUUAAGUAUUUAAAGAUUAGUCACAAUGAGUGAAUCACAGUCAGAUGAGGGUCUUGAAACAAACAACAUUGAAAAAUUAUGCAAAAAAUAGUGGAAUAUCCCCAAAAGAAAGCCUCAGAUCAAGAACUGAGAGCUGCACUCAUAGACUUUGACUAAGGAACAGGGUCUGAGCACCCUCCUAUUCCAGAUGCCACAGAGACUGCUGCAGUGGAACUGGUUCAGCUGAAGCACCAGGCAGCCCAGGAAGAAUGUGAGCACCAGGUACUGAUGGUGGAACUCCAAAUCAAGGAGAAGGAAGAAACUGGGAAGGUGGAGGAGAGAGCCUAUGAAAGAUGCAAAACCAGUGCUGAAAUUGGGGAGGAAGCUCACCGCAGAUGCAUGGAACAACUACAAGCUAAGGAGAGAGCACACCUUGCAGCUCAAAGUACUGGAGCAGCAAAAGCAGCAGCCUCAGCCACAGGAAGAUACAAAAGUUUUAUAUGGCUCACAUCUGACAACAUGCACCAUCAGUGGCUGCUGCUAGCUGCAUGCUUUUGGGUGAUAUUCAUGUUCAUGGUUGCUAGCAAGUUCAUCACACUGACUUUUAAAGACCCAGAUGUAUAUGGUGUCAAGCAAGAGCCAUUAAUGCUGACAGCUAUGACAAAAGUUGAAAAGAUACAAGUGCCAGAGGAGAAAUGUUUGCCUGAAGAAUUCCAGCCGACUGGAAAAGUUUUUUCUGAAGAUCCGAUGCACCAACCACUGGUCCAUGUGAAAAGGAUUGAGCUUCUCAGGAAUGUGUGCAGAGAUGCAGCGUUGAGAAAUCUCUCUCAUACUACUGUUUCCAAGUUUGUCUUGGACCGAAUAUUUGUUUGUGACAAGCACAAGAUCCUAUUCUGUCAGACUCCGAAAGUGGGCAACACUCAAUGGAAAAAAGUCUUGAUUGUUUUAAAUGGAGCUUUUUCUUCCAUAGAAGAGAUCCCAGAGAACAUUGUACAUGACCAUGAGAAGAACGGACUUCCACGCUUAUCCUCUUUCAGUGACUCUGAAAUUCAAAAACGACUGAAUUUAUACUUCAAGUUUUUUAUUGUAAGAGAUCCAUUUGAAAGACUUAUUUCUGCAUUUAAGGACAAGUUUGUCCACAAUCCUCGAUUUGAACCUUGGUACAGGCAUGAAAUUGCUCCUGGCAUUAUUCGGAAAUACAGGAAGAACCGCACAGAGACCAAGGGGCUGCAGUUUGAGGACUUUGUGCGCUAUUUGGGAGACCCUAACCACCGAUGGCUAGAUGUUCAGUUUGGUGAUCACAUAAUUCAUUGGGUAACAUACGUGGAACUUUGUGCCCCAUGUGAAAUAACGUAUAGUGUGAUUGGACACCAUGAAACCCUGGAGGAUGAUGCUCCAUAUAUCUUGAAAGAAGCAGGAAUAGACCAUCUGGUAUCGUAUCCCACAAUUCCACCAGGAAUAACGGUAUACAACAAAACAAAGGUAGAGCAUUAUUUCUCAGGAAUUAGCAAGAGAGAUAUAAGACGCCUAUAUGCCCGCUUUGAAGGAGACUUUAAACUCUUUGGAUAUCGGGAACCAGAUUUCUUACUAAACUGAUGCCUAGAAACUCUGAAGACAUGUCUAUCAGAUUAAACUAAAGCAUAUGAAUACCAGCUGAAGCACUGACAGAACUGGGAUUGACAGUAGUGUACCACUGUUUUCUAGUUUUUUGAUGUUGCUCCAUUUUUCAGUGGAAUAUUUGUCACACGAGCAGUUAGGGGUUCCUAACUGUUAGCCACUGACCAUGUUUUCAACAUAUGACAUUGCAAUCUUCUAUUAUGAAUUAAAUCUGUCUCAUCCAACAUAUAUACUGUACUUAUCCCCUCUUCCCAAGGAAAAAGAGGAAGAAAUCAAUAGGCUAUAAAAGAGCAUCAAAUAGAAUGCAAUGUAAAAUGUUGUAAAGCAUUUCGUAAAGAUACCAGUUUUGUGAAAUGUAAGGGGACCUGAUGCUUAUAAAAAGAAGUGUGGAGUUUCUCAUGGGCUAUGAAAACUAGAGGCUGACAUAGGACCAAAAACCGAUGAUGCGCUAGAAAAGCAAAAGACAUCUAGAGUCUGCUGUGUGGCUGCUAUAAUCGUUGUGCUGAGCUAAUGCUGUUUUUUGCGAUACACAUAAAAUGAGUCUAACUUGACAGAAGCUUCAGUCCUAUCCAAAAAGGGCAGAUUCCAGAGGCUGUUUGUUUUUAUUUUGUGUCAUGGUGUUAUCUGUACUUACUAUCAGUAGUAAGUACAGAUAACAAAUGAAAUAAUGAUUCAUUUUUUAAUUGUUAACUUCCAAGCUUGUAUGUUGUCUGAAAACUUGAGGUGGAGCAUAGAUCCCAACAAGAAACUCGGAAGGACUGUUGGGGAGACUUUGAGGAAAACUAAUUAAAAAGUACAGAUGAAUUGUAUUUGCAAGAGCAAAUAUAGAAGCCAAGACCCACUUUCUAAAUAGUGUGCAUUUUAACGUUGUUUAUUUUCUAAUGUUUCAGGCUGUUACAAAUAUUAAAUAAGCCAUGAAAACAAGAAAGCAUAUGAACAUAAAAGUUGCCAUAAUUAUUUGGACCAAUAGUCCAGCCACUCCAGUAUCCUGCUUCCAGCAGUGAUCAGUACCUGAUGCUUCAGAGAAAAACAAAUCCCCUCCCGAAAUGUACCUCCCCAAUUCUAAAUGGGUAGAUUCAUUCUUGACUCUUCCCAGUGAUCAGUUGGCAUAAUGCCCUAAAUCAAAGGUGCCCAAACUUUAUGCCAUCAGCUUUGGCAACUUGCCAGGAGUUCAAGAGCUACACUUUUGUGUAUACAUUUUUAAAUCAAAAUUAAAUUAACACAACCAUAGUAUUUGCCUGUGCAUGCACUGUUCCUGUUUGAUUACAAGACGUCUUUUUGUUUUUUAGUUCACCAGCAAUAAAAACCUGUGGUUGAUCAGCUUUGCCCCCACCCUGCAGUAAGUGGCAGAGGGAAGACCACAGCUGCAUUUUAGGAUUCGCAGAGACAUAUUUGGCUGCCGAGCGGCAUUUUUGGUAUCUCUCUCCUAAAGGAUGAAUUUUGAAUAUAAUAGUGUCUCAACUUCCAUGGCUAGAAUCAUUAACGAUGGCCAUAAAGUUGUGGAGUCUUUCGUUCUAAAUCCAGCCACAGUAUUUGUGUGGAUAGCCUCCUGUGGCAGGGCAAAGGAAGUAUCUUACACCUGUGAACUUAAAAAAGGAAAACCAGUGCCAAAUAGGACAUGGGCUGCUGUCCUC
Dermochelys coriacea (leatherback sea turtle) is the source of this 4433-nucleotide messenger RNA. RefSeq names its product carbohydrate sulfotransferase 10 (gene CHST10). The transcript is spliced from 6 exons. Gene Ontology annotation, molecular function: sulfotransferase activity. Gene Ontology annotation, cellular component: membrane. Lineage: Eukaryota; Metazoa; Chordata; Testudines; Dermochelyidae. Bases 1471 to 2778 code for a protein of 435 amino acids. The record is from RefSeq and is a predicted model, not a curated record. Gene Ontology annotation, biological process: proteoglycan biosynthetic process; carbohydrate biosynthetic process.